AGCGGCGUCGCGGGGGCGGGGCUCGGGAAAGUCCCGUGCCAGCGGGCGUGUGGCCGCGGGUUUCGCACGGCCCAAUAAGGGAGGGCGGCGUGGCCCGGCCUGGUAGCGACGAGGAUGCGCCUGCGCAGAGGCGGCAGCACCACCGGGGUUGACUCCGGGGGCGCGGCGAGGAGAGACAUGAGGCUGAGCUGGGUCCGGGUCCUGACAGUACUGUCCAUCUGCCUGAGCGCCGUGGCCACGGCCACGGGGGCCGAGGGCAAAAGGAAGCUGCAGAUCGGGGUCAAGAAGCGGGUGGACCACUGUCCCAUCAAAUCGCGCAAAGGGGAUGUCCUGCACAUGCACUACACGGGGAAGCUGGAAGAUGGGACAGAGUUUGACAGCAGCCUGCCCCAGAACCAGCCCUUUGUCUUCUCCCUUGGCACAGGCCAGGUCAUCAAGGGCUGGGACCAGGGGCUGCUGGGGAUGUGUGAGGGGGAAAAGCGCAAGCUGGUGAUCCCAUCCGAGCUGGGGUAUGGAGAGCGGGGAGCUCCCCCAAAGAUUCCAGGCGGUGCAACCCUGGUGUUUGAGGUGGAGCUGCUCAAAAUCGAGCGACGAACUGAGCUGUAACCAGACUGGGGAGGGGCAGGGGGAGAGGCCCCCAUCAGGGACCAGACUGUUCCAAAAACAAAAAAAAACAAAAAACAAAAACAAACAAACAAAAACACUUAAAAGCCCAA
Messenger RNA from Gorilla gorilla gorilla (western lowland gorilla), 716 nucleotides. RefSeq names its product FKBP prolyl isomerase 2 (gene FKBP2). The record is from RefSeq and is a predicted model, not a curated record. The coding region runs from base 115 to 606 and encodes 163 amino acids. NCBI's taxonomy places the organism in Eukaryota, Metazoa, Chordata, Mammalia, Primates, Hominidae. Gene Ontology annotation, biological process: protein peptidyl-prolyl isomerization. Gene Ontology annotation, molecular function: peptidyl-prolyl cis-trans isomerase activity. The transcript has 6 exons. Gene Ontology annotation, cellular component: endoplasmic reticulum.